GUUUCACAACCUCGCCAUCAGCAGUUUUCUGGCUGCAGAAGGGAGUUAAAACCCACAGAGACGCAGAAGGAAACCGAGGAUGGCGGUUUGGAACGGACAGGUUCUGUGGAGCUUCAUGGUGCUUCUAGCAGGUGCUGUGGCUCAAAAUGUGAACUAUCCUGUUCGACCAGUUUGUGCUAUGAAAGGAUCGACGGUCACUCUGCCCUGCACCUUCACAUACAAAGAGAUUGCAGAGAAGAAUGGAAGAAAUGUUUCCAUGCAGAUCGUCAGAGUGCUCUGGUGUAAGAACCAUGAGAUCUGUCAGGGUACCACACCAUCUGUAUAUGACAGUGAGUCAGAAACCAACAGCCGCCGCUUUCAAUACCUGGGAGACAAGAAGGGAAACUGCACCUUACAGAUCAGCAACGUACAGAUGGAAGACAACGCAACCUUUCGCUUCAGGAUGGAAGCGAACGUUCCAGUCCAAAAUUUUACUGGGAAAAUUGGAGUGAAUGUCACAGUCAACAAUAACAGUAAAAUGAGAAUAAACAGCUCCAGUGAUGCUGGAGAGACUAGAGGAGGUGAGACGGUCACACUGCGAUGCACUUCAGAAUGCUCUUUCUACCCACUGGCCAUCAACUGGUCAAAAGAUGGACUGAUCCUCCCAGAAUCAGGCCCCGUCCUCCGGAUUGGCCCUGUGACUGCAAAGGAUUCUGGGAAUUACACGUGUGCUCUGAAAAACAAGCCAAAUACAGGAUGUAUGCCAUACAGCAUGCAGGUGAAGGAGGCAAAGGCAGACGUUAACCUGCCUCUAAUAGUCGGUGUGGUGUUUGGGGUCCUGCUGGCUGUCAUCACUCUCAUACUGGUCUUCUUCAUCAUCAGAAGGAGGCGAGUGGUAACAGUGGAUCAGAUUGAUGUAGGAGGUGAGACGGAGGAAAAGCAUCGUGAUUACAUAUACAGCAACAUCAUGCCGUCUGCAGAGCUAGAGGAAGUCUAUGACCGACCACAAACCAGCCGAGCUGUGGAGGACGUCAGCUACGCCGCCGUCCAGUUCAAACACAACAAACAGAAAAGACAAAUGCAGGAGGCAGAGGACUCCACCGUCUACUCUUCAGUUGCCACUCAAGACUGAAGUGACAUCUCAGUAACACCCACAAGAUGCCAUUGAAUGUACCGACUGCUGGAGGCUCUGCCCUGUGGGAGUUUACAUUUGUCAGAUACUUUGAUCAAGUUCAGUUUUAUCAGUCUGGUAAGUGGUGGUUUGUCACAGCAGCGUAUAGUUUAUGUUGACCAUCUACUUGACAGCAAACAAAAGGUUCUCUACAGAAAACAGCAAUCGCUUUUUUGAAAGGUCAGAACUUCUUCUCUCCAUUUAGAUUGAGGCUUUUCUUCUGUUACUUACUUGUGUUGCCCUGUAACACACUUCAGUAAGAGCUACAUCUCUGUACUUACAGAUAUGGGGGUACGGUGGGUGUUUCUCAAGCUAUUCUGGCCCACAAUCCACUGUGCAGUGGAAGAUAAGUGAUAUUUCCGGGUAUCUUGUGCUAGGCUUAAAGUAUGAACAAAUGGGCAUAGCAUGCAAUAGUAUUCAUUUUGUAAGAACAGAUGCAGUAAGUUCUGGAAGUAAAAAUAAAUUGUGUGAAAUUAAAUUUGGAGCAGUAUGUAACAAGUAUUGCCCAAACAGACUGGGCUUUUCAGGAGUCAGGUUUAAAGACACAGGAGCUAAAAAUAUGCUAGAAGAUGUGCUUCAGCAAUGUAAAUAUAAAAAAUAAUGCCUUUUUGAACCUUAGAACAUGCACACAUAUUCUAAUAGACACCCAAAAAUACAAUGACAAAUCUGUAAAUGUGCAGAAAGUGAGCUCUUUAAUGUGGAUAGAGGUACCUGGAGAAAAACAAAUACCCUGCUAUAAUGUCUGUUUUCCUCAAAAUGUAACCGUGAUUUACUAAAUGAGCAUCAUUCUGUGUUGAAAUAUUAUUGAAAAAGGAGAUUGAGACCAUAAAGUCAUUCAAAAAAUGUUUGGCAAUGUAGAAAAUCAAGUGAGAAGGAGGCUUCUUUUCUCAUCGACUUCUAUGUUAUCGUACUUCUCCAGAGGAGUCGCCCUCUGCAGGCUAUUAGGAAGAACGCGGGUUUAGGUCACAAUAUGCAGUCUAUGUUAUCUGUUCCACUGCAACUCAACAGGGACAAGACAGCAGCUUUGGAAGAUAUUUGCUUUAGUUCUAACUGCUUAGGUUUGUACAAACAUCUUCCAUUAUUUUUUCUUACAAACCUCUCAUGAAAACUAGUGUCCAGUAUGAGUGGGAGAAAACUUUACAGCAAGAUACCUGGUACUGAAACAAUUAAAUCCAGCCUAAACAGUAAAGUACAGUACCAACAAGUAUCAGCUGGUGUGUCCAGCUUUAGUUUGUACCUGUCAUUUUUUAUUUUUGCAAUAAAACGCAAACAUGUAUAUUUCUGUAAUUUACUGUUUUAUAUGAAAUGCUUUAUUUUGUGCCCUGUAAAUAAAGAUGAAUUUAAAUUGA
This is a messenger RNA of Acanthochromis polyacanthus (spiny chromis), 2499 nucleotides long. Its product is annotated as V-set and immunoglobulin domain-containing protein 2-like. Bases 80 to 1111 code for a protein of 343 amino acids. The transcript is spliced from 7 exons. NCBI's taxonomy places the organism in Eukaryota, Metazoa, Chordata, Actinopteri, Pomacentridae. The record is from RefSeq and is a predicted model, not a curated record.